AUGGGGGAACUGGCGACACUCCAGACUGCUUUGCAGACUCUCUUUUCCUCGCAGAACCAGGAGGAGCGCACUCGGGCUGACGAGUGGCUACGUAAGUGGCAGCAGACUCCUUCAGCGUGGCAAGUGACCAACCUGAUCUUGGAUAAUGAGGCUAACACCGAGAACAUGCUCUUCUUUGCGGCUCAGACAUUGCGUACUAAGAUUCAGUUUGAUUUUUACGAGUUGCAGGAGACCGACUGGACUGGUCUGAGAGAGUCGAUCAUAAACAAGUUGACUAAGUUCAGUGGUCCCAAUGGAUCUAGCGCAGUACGGAUGCAACUGGCAAUAGCUCUGGCAGACAUGGCAAUUCAAAUGGACGACAAAUGGGAGACCGCCAUAGAGGACAUUAUCAAACAGUUCAGCUCCAGUCCAGCUUAUACGAGCCUUCUUUUGAUAGUACUCAAGCUCUUGCCAGAAGAGGCUACUAACUACCGGCUCAUGACGGACACGUCGAAGCGGAACAACGCGUUCAGAAGGCUUGAGAAGUACUCCCCAGGUGUGAUACAGCUCCUUAUGACAGAGUCUAUGAAAGGGGACAGGAAGCUCAGUCUGGAGGCUAUGGUUGAGUGGCUGCGGCUCGGUACUGUCCCAGCCAGUGUCCUCGUCAAUUCCCAGCUUAUGGAUGUGGUCUUUAGUGGUUUGGGAGACGCCAGGAUAUCAUCGUCGUGUACUGACAUAGUGGUGGAGGUACUCGGGUUGUUGGGAAGGGAAUCUAACUCACCAGAAGCGGGUAGUCUGUACGAGCGAAUGUUCGGCAAGGUUGGAGGUCUCCUGCCGGCCCUCGAAACCUCUCUAAGGGAAGACGACAGCGAUGUGGCUAUGAUGCUAUCACGUGUUUGCGUCGAGUGCGCUGAGGCUAUGUGCGUGUUUCUGGUCACCAACGCUACGACCAGCAUGGAAAUGCAACGGAUGCUCGCGGUACUGAUAGAAAUAGUAGAAUAUCGAGGAGAAUUCGAAGUGUCCGAACUGCCCUUAAACUUCUGGGAGGAGUUCGCUCAUGAGGUCAACAUCCGUCCGCCUCAACUGCACGACUCGAUGAAGCCCGUACUGUGCAAACUGCUGGUGGCUUUGACUCAGAGGUGUUCAUUUGAUAGCCAGAGCAAGGCUACUUUGACGGUCGAUAUUCCACCUCCUUACAAGGUCUCUACUAUGGGUACUGAGGAGCUGUACGACCUGUGCACAACCUACUUCGACAUAGACGAUGAUUAUUUGAGGUUUCGGCGCUAUCUUGGAGAAACGGUCUUGCAGGUCCUCGGCCCAGUGGGGCCAACAGCCGCGUUGGAAUGCCUUCUACAGGCCUUUGGAGCUCAGCCACGAGACGCCAUCUACCGUCAGGAAGCCUACUACUUCAUCUUAGGCUGGGUGGUUCGCCGUGUGAAUCCUAAUGAGGCUCUGCUGGCUGAUAACUCUCUCGUGUGGAAGCUCCUAGACUUCAUUCCUGCUCUCUUUAAUACUCCAGCUACUCUCGUGAAGGAUGUCCUCUGCCAGCGCUCAGCCCUUACUCUUGUGGGUGCUUGUGCUCACUUCCUCGAGAAACGACCAGACAAGCUCCGAACUAUGACAGAAUUCCUCAGCGCCCAGCUUGUCGCCGAUCCAGCCACACGACAUCCUUCAGUGACGUAUGCUGCUGCCUCAGCCUUCCGGUUGGUAUGCUUGAGGUGCCGAGAGGAGCUAGCACUGAUAUCUGGUAUGUCUACCGCCUUAUGUAACGUAUACAAGUGUAGCGCCGCAAGUCUGCCCGCCAAGACCCAUAUGAAAGUGGUAGAGGGAACUAGUGCUGUAGUCUCGGCUGGUACUGAUGAUGAGUCUUUCAAGGCUAAUCUUGAAGUAGUUCUCGAGCCGCUCAUUGCAGGUCUCCAACAACACGCGAAUGACCACAAUAUGCUUUGCGAUAUACUCGACCGUCUCAGCACCUGUCUUCUCUCUUCGCGAGUCCCACGAGGAUCUGCCCGGGAGGUCGCCUUGGGCCGCUUCGUUGAGCAGUCCUUGUGGUCGACGGUAUCCCAGAUCAUGGAACAUUGUGUGAACGACCCUCGCCUAGUGGAGAAAUGCUGCAGAGUCCUCAAGCACAGCGUUAGGACCGUUCCUGAUGCAUUCAAGCCUCUCAUACCACGCCUCGUUGAACGUCUGAUAACUGACUUCAACAAGCAGCAUCAUAGUAGCUACCUCUAUAUGGCGGAGGUCCUAGCUGGUACUUACGGUUCCGACCCAGAGGUGGAGCCCCUCUUGAGUCAGCUCUUCGUCUCUCUCUCUGGCACAGCAUUGCAGGCUCUAAUUCAAUUUAGAGCGACCAACCCAGGGAAGCUGGAUGAUGCUUGUGAGCUUAUUGAGGACUUUUACGGUAUGUGUCUCCGUUAUCUACGGCAUUGCCCUCAUAUAGUGGUCUCACGCUGUCCAGAGGUUACGUCAGCCGCUCUUAAUUUCGCUGGGGAAUCGGCCGUGUUCGUCCAACAGAAGGAUGCUGCUGAUGCCGUUUUCGCCUUCAUUGAUGCAUGCUACACCUCCUCAGAGAAGGCCGAUGCCUGGGGAUUCACACCAGCUGAUGCCGAGACGUCUCGAAGGAUCCUCCAGGCUAGCUCAGGUCUCAUGGUCAAGCAGAUGUUCGCAUUGAUGCUCUCUGUGCCUCCACGGUACUUGAGAGAAUACAUCCCCGAGGUAUUGGAAGCUGUGUUCCGGUUCAAUCCUGAGCAGUACCGGAAGGAGUGGUUGCCACAAGCGCUGGGAUUAGUGCCUCAGAGCGUCUUGUCAGACCGAGAGAAGAGCGAGGCGAAGCAGGAUUUGGCGUGUGAGGGUAGUAAGACUGACCUAUAUAAGAGAGUGGCGGAUGUCACUUACCGUUGCGAGCAAGUUGCCUUGAGAAGCAGUCAGAAGUUGUGA
This is a messenger RNA of Perkinsus marinus ATCC 50983, 2916 nucleotides long. Its product is annotated as transportin, putative. NCBI's taxonomy places the organism in Eukaryota, Perkinsozoa, Perkinsida, Perkinsidae. Gene Ontology annotation, biological process: protein import into nucleus. The transcript is spliced from 5 exons. Gene Ontology annotation, molecular function: small GTPase binding. Bases 1 to 2916 code for a protein of 971 amino acids. Gene Ontology annotation, cellular component: nuclear membrane; cytoplasm. The record is from RefSeq and is a predicted model, not a curated record.